This is a messenger RNA of Scedosporium apiospermum, 1626 nucleotides long. RefSeq lists its product as uncharacterized. The record is from RefSeq and is a predicted model, not a curated record. The coding region runs from base 1 to 1626 and encodes 541 amino acids. Gene Ontology annotation, molecular function: monooxygenase activity; oxidoreductase activity, acting on paired donors, with incorporation or reduction of molecular oxygen; iron ion binding. NCBI's taxonomy places the organism in Eukaryota, Fungi, Ascomycota, Sordariomycetes, Microascales, Microascaceae. The transcript is spliced from 6 exons.
AUGGACGUAAUCUACUGCCUCGUCUCCUCCUGGCUCGGCCGCUUGGCCUACACCCAGCUCCAAACCAAGACUGCCCUCUUCACUCUUCUCCCUGCUGCGUCCCGGUUAACAAUCUUCCUAUGCCUCUUCUUCAUCCAGUACUCUCUCCUCAUCUUCUACCGCCUUUACAUCUAUCCCAACUACCUCUCCCCCUUCCGCCAUCUCCCGGGACCAAAGGACAACCACUUCCUCCUCGGCCAAACCCUCCGCCAGUUUCUCUCCGGAGAUCCAACCCAACCCUACGUCUCCUGGAUCCGCACCUGGCCUAACGCCGACCUCAUCCGUUACACCUUCUUCGGAAGCACACCCGCCGUACUCGUCGCGAGCCCCGAGGCAUUCCGGCAGAUUCUGCAGCCGUGCUGUUACGAGUUUACGAAGCCGGCGUGGUAUUCGCGGCUUAUCUUUCCCAUUGUCGGGAAGGGUUUGGUGUUUCUUGAUGGGGAGGAUCAUAAGCGCCAUCGAAAGGUGCUGAGCGGAGCCUUUGCGCUUUCACAUCUUAAACAAUUGAUCCCUCUCAUCGAGAACAAGGCCAUCGAGCUCUGCAACCACUUGGACUCCAUGAUCGAAUAUGACCGCGGCGUCAUAAAUCUCAUCCCUCCCCUCUCCAGAAUCACCCUCGAUGUAAUCGGCUCGACAGUCCUCGGCACAGACCUCCAAAGCCUCGACUCUGCAACGCCCUUCCACGAGAUAUACCAGACCGUCUUCGACCCUCCCAUCACGGGACUGAUACUCACGGCCAUCAACUCCAUCGUUCCCAUCCGGUGGAUUUCCAUCGGGGAGAAUCGCAAGUUUAAUCGCGCCAUCUCACGGCUUCACGAGUUGCUGAGGCAAAUCAUCUGUGAGAGGAUCGCGGAUGUUGAGAAUGAAAAGGUGCAGUUGGCGGGGAAUGGGAGGAGGGAUCUUUUGACCAGAAUGAUACAAGAGUCACAGGCUGUUGGGGAAAAUUGGGACGAGGAUGACUUGAUCGGACAUGUACUCACAUUCAUGGCUGCCGGCCACGAGACGACUUCUAAUACUCUGGCUUGGGCCAUUCACUAUCUAAGCCUGAACCGACCCCUCCAAGCUAGAUUGCGAAAAGAAGUCAUCGAUGCUGCCGGACGAACUGGGUUCGACAUGGAUUACAGCACCAUCGAGCGCAUGCAGCUCCUCGACAAUAUUUUCCACGAAGUCUUGCGCGUCAGAAGCUCCGCAACGUUCGCAACUCGGGAACCCAUUCGUGACACCGAAAUCUGCGGCACCGUCAUCCCCAAAGGAACCACGAUCAUGCUCAUGCCCAGCGCCAUCCACCAAAACCCCCGCAUCUGGGGCGACUCGGUCGACGAGUUCGAUCCCGACCGAUGGGAUCGGCUCGAAGGCGAGGCAGCCAAGUCGCAUGCCUUUGCGGCGUUCCUGAUGGGGCCUCGUGGUUGUAUCGGGCAGGUGUUUACGAGGCUCGAGUUUAAGAUUAUGUUGAUUGCGGUUAUUCGAAGGUUCGAGUUUGAUGCGAUUGAGAAGGGGGAGGUGCCAUUGGUGAAUCCUAGUGUGGUUCUUAGGCCGAAGGGUGGGUUGAGAGUGUUUGCGCAUCGGUUGCCACCUGCUGGUGAAUGA